AUGGACAUCUUUGGCACUGCAGUCACAGCCAUCCAUGAGAUCUACACAAUCACUGUUUUUAUCAAGGGUGUCGUGUCGGAUGCGAAGAAUUAUGACGCCGAUAAGGCAAACAUUUUAGCCAAGGUUGACCAUGAAUUCCUGUUCCUCGAAUCAUUCAAAGCCCUCUUCUUUGACGAUGAUGGGGCGUUAAUGGCUAACGAGCAACUUCCGAUUAAUUUAAAGCGGGAUGUGAGCAAUAUCUUACACGCGUUGAAGAGUUGUCUUGCUGAGUAUGGCUUGUUGGCGGCGAAGCAUAACAUACUGUUAGAUGAUAGUGAAGUUCCAGAAUGCGAGGAUAUAUCCACUACCACGGCUGCAAAGAUUACGUCAAAGUCAGAGUGGUUCAAAAGCAAGAUGUUGGAGCUAAAGGACCUGAAGAAGAGAUCGUUGGAUUGGGCCUUAUUCGACAAAGACAAGCUCCUCAACAUAUUGGUGAAAUACAAUCAAUGGACUGAGAGACUCCGGCAGACUAUGUCUCUUAUGCUUUUGGUCUCUGCCGUCUUCGGAAACACGAAGCUAAAGACGUUCUCAGACAGCAAAGCUGCAAGGGAUUUAGGUCUCCAAAGAGUGGCUAAGCGCCAAUUGUUAGCUAAAGCCAGCCCACCCGAUACUUUCAAGGCUCUAAAUGGACAAAUCAUCGAAGCAACCGACUCAAUGACAGAUUCAAGCCUACAGGUUGCGGACUACAUGGAUGAAUGGGAGAGCACCACCAGAAUGAUUGUUGAAUACCGCGAGUAUAGUUCUUCGUUGGUGCAAGCAACGGAAAUGAACAAUACGAAGGCUCUUCAGGAACUGAAGGCUCCUAUCCAUAACUUGGCCUGGCUGCUUCGGAGCUCCUUUCUCUCUGAUGCUAACGCUGGGAGUUUAAAUGAUGGUACAAAUCAGAGCAUGUUCACGUUGGAAUGCGUAGGCUACAUUGAUCAACCUGAUGAGCACCAAACAAUCUUUCUCUACCAGCCUCCCCGCUCCGUCGCCAGCCAAAACCAGACAUUAGAGAUCAUCACUCUUCACGAUCUCAUCAGGAGCGGAAAUCGUCAAUUCUAUUUGGGACACAGGUUCUUUAUGGCCUAUGCCCUCGCCACGACAAUUUUGUAUGUCCAUGGAUCCGGUUGGGUACACAAAAAUAUUUCUAGUCACGGUGUGACCGUCUUUCCUGUCAGAAAACUAGUUGUUUCAGGUUCUAAUGGUAGAGAUUUCGACCAUAUUCCAUACCUCACUGGUUGGGGUUUCGCAAGACCAGAACUCGGAGGGACAGAACUACUGCAAGACUUUGAAGUGGAACCCAACUUCUACCGGCACCCUGCUCGACAGGGUAAUCCAGGCUCUGCUUUUACAAAGGAACACGACAUUUACGCAUUAGGUGUCGUUCUGUUGGAAAUCGGCCUUUGGAAGACCAUCUCUGAGCUCUUCGCCAAACAGAUCAGGAUAGCAGAAGACAGGCAGGAACUACCACCGAAGAAAACUAUCCGAAAAUGGCUACUUGAUUUGGCGAAUGCGAGCCUAGCAGAGCGGAUGGGCAAAACGUAUACCAGUGCAGUUUUGGCAUGCUUGAGUGGGGACUUUGGCGUGGAAAGCGAUGAUGAACACAAGACAGGCCUUUCGGUGGCUUUUCGUGAGAAGAUUAUAGAUGCAAUCCGAAUCGGCAUGGCACUUUGA
Messenger RNA from Fusarium sp. VM40, 1695 nucleotides. The record is from the annotation of a GenBank genome assembly. NCBI's taxonomy places the organism in Eukaryota, Fungi, Ascomycota, Sordariomycetes, Hypocreales, Nectriaceae.